GUCACGACGCAGGGGGCACGCAGCGCAGGGGGCGGGGUCCCAGGUCUAGAGGAGGAGGGCCGUAGCGGAGGCUCCCGGGCGCUCUGCAGGGAGACUCCGCGCCCCGCCAGCCAUGUUCCGCUACCAGUCUCUUGAGGACUGCCCUUUAGAUGAAGAUGAUGAAGCAUUUCAUAAUUUGGCUGAGGAAGAUGAAGAUAUUGACCAGUUCAAUGAUGACACAUUCGGAGCUGGUGCAGUUGACGAUGACUGGCAAGAAGCCCAUGAAAGGCUGGCAGAGCUGGAAGAAAAGCCUGCAUCCUCAGGAGAUCAAGUGGACCGGGGAGUCACUGAUGAAAUGGACCUGUUGGGGGACCAUGAGGAGAAUCUGGCUGAGAGGCUGAGCAAGAUGGUGAUUGACAAUGAGCUGGAAGACCCAGCCAUCAUGCAAGCUGUGCAAACCCAGCCCCUGGUGCAGCAGUCAAGUGGCCUCAAUUCAAGCAUCUGGGAUGGGCCUUCAGUUCUCAGACGCAUUAGAGGGCCUCUUCUCACUCAGGAGGUGCCCUCUGUGUCGGUGCUGGAAUAUGCCCUACCCCAUAGGCCUGCCCAGGCCCAGGAAGAGGAGCAGGAUGUUUCGGAGCGGGCGCUGCCUAGGCGGUCAUCCUCACCAGUCAUCGGCAGUCCUCCUGUUAGGGCUGUUCCUAUUGGGACCCCACCUAAGCAGCCCACCAUGCCCAAUUUUAACCAGCAGAUCUUGUGUCCAAAGCCUGUUCACAUCAGAGUCCCAAUUCAGCAACGUUACCCAAGUCCCUUCAGUGAGAGGAUGUCUCCAAACCAACUCUGCAAUGUGACGAAUUCCUCCCUCCUGGGCCACCCCUUCCCUCCCAGCGUUACACCUGUUCUCACCCACCUUCAAAGAGCACAGCUGCUAGGAGGAGCACAGGCUGGUAGGAUGUCUCCCAGCCAGUUUGCACGGGUCUCUGGCCUUGUUAGCAGCCCUCUUGCAUCCAUGAACCCUAAACUCCUCCAAGGCAGAGCCGGGCAGAUGAUUCCUCCAACCAGUGGUUUCCAUGCAUUCUUUGGGGCACCGCCUACACCAUCAUCACAACAUCACUCCCCAUGUCCUGGAGCUCACUUGCAGAACCUAAGGCCUCAGCCGCAGAUGUUCAGGCCAGAUACUACCCACCUUCACCCACAGCACCGACGACUCUUACACCAGAGGCAGCAGCAAAAUAGGAGUCAGCAUCGGAAUUUAAAUGGGUCAGCUGGGGACCGAGGGAAUCAUCGAAAUAACCACCAGGAGCAGAUCAGGAAGGAUCCAUAUGCGAAUCUCAUGCUGCAGCGGGAAAAGGAUUGGGUAUCCAAGAUCCAGAUGAUGCAACUGCAAAGCACUGAUCCAUACUUGGAUGACUUUUACUAUCAGAACUAUUUUCAGAAACUAGAAAAGUUGUCUGCAGCUGAAGAUAUGCAUGGUGAUGGUCCUAAAAAAGAACGCACUAAGCUGAUCACCCCACAAGUUGCAAAGUUAGAGCAUGCCUAUAAGCCAGUGCAGUUUGAAGGCUCACUGGGGAAACUCACAGUCUCUAGUGUGAAUAACCCCCGGAAAAUGAUUGAUGCUGUUAUGACGCCGCGAGGUGAAGAAGAUGAGACAAAAGAGAAGCAAGUUCGAGAUAAAAGGCGUCAGACUCUCUUCACGAUUGAGAAGACAUACAGCCUCCUCCUGGAUGUAGAAGACUAUGAGAGGCGCUACCUCUUAAGCCUGGAGGGUGAUAGGCUAGCCUUGAUGGAGGACAGGAAGCAAAAGAUCUGUGACAUGUAUGACAAUCUAAGGGGGAAAAUGCCUAACCAGGAAAGUAGGCUGAGUGAUGACCCUUUUGUGCAAGUUAUGUGUAUACGAAAAGGAAAGCGUCUGGUUGGCCGGAUCUUGUCCUUCUUGUCUACUGAGCAAGCAGCAGACAUACUCAUGGCAACAGCCAGGAACUUGCCCUUCCUAAUCAAGAAGGAUGUUCAGGAUGAGGUGCUACCUUGUUUACUGAGGCCCUUCUCACUGGUUCUCUAUCAUCUUCCACUGGGAACUGUGGCAGGCAUCCUGCAGCAGCUAAUGAACCUACCUCAGAACACAACAGCAGCUCCAUCUGCCAACCAGCAUCUCACAGUUGUGCUACAGAACAAGUUUGGCCUCUCUCUUCUGUACUUGGUGUUGAGCCGUGGAGAAGAAUUGCAGAGUUCUGACUCUAAUGCAGACCACAUGCAAGACAACCAGUGGACAGAGCUGAUGUUCAUGGCAAUCCGAGAGCUUCUACGGAUCCCUCAGGCAUCCUUGGCCAAGCCAGUGUCUACCCCCUCUAAUCUCUUAUCACUCUUCUCUCGCUAUGUUGAUCGGCAGAAGCUGAAUGUGCUAGAAACAAAGUUGCAGUUGAUUCAAGGAAUACGGUAGAAGGCCUCAAAGUUCUGUCUUGCUGGUGUCCUUCAUUGCUGCCACCUCCAGAGUAUUUUAGUGGGCAAAAAGAAGGCAGUGCCUUCUCAGAAUAAAUCCUUGUGGGAUUAUGCCUCUCUGUCCUAGCACGGAAAAUUGCUCUCUUGCUCUGAGCUUGGCUAGGGACAUGCUUCCCUUACUCGUUGCCAGUUUGCAGUUGUGCAUGUCCUUGCUGCAUCAAAUACACCCCUGGCCUUCCCUUCCCUUCACCCUUUCACAGUGGCUUUUCUCCCUAAACAAACCCCAUUCUCCCCACCAGAGUAUUGACUGAUUGGUAGAGAGAAUAACUCUGCUUUCCUGCCUCCUUGAAAACACUGGCUGUGGGACAGGAACCUAGCUGUAUCCCUUUAAUGAGGAAAUGGAGAAAAUAGCAGCCUCUGUCUCUCCUCUGUGUUGGAGAGUUUAAAUGAUUGGAAGCCCUUCUGAUUAGCCCACUGGUGAGUGUGUUUUUCUGCUCUUCCAGUGUCAGAUGCCAUACUAUAGUAUUGCCCCACUCUUUACAAAGUGAUCCACCUUUCUAAACCUUGUGAUGAAGCAGCAUCAUCUUUGCACAUUUGUCUCGUCUUCCUGAACUCAUUUUCUAGCUGAGCUGUGUCUCUGACCUACACCUUGCUUCAAGCUCCAGCUGGCUGAGAUCCCCAUAGACUAACCAAUAAGGUACCAGGAAUUAAUUAACCUGGAAUGGAUUAAUUUAGUGAAUUACAAUAUUAUAUAUACACUGCUAGGUCCUGCUGGUUUUUGCUCUUUUUUAUUUGAAUGUGGUGGGUUUUUAAAUUUUUACUCUGCUUUUAAAAACAAUUUGCACAUGUAGGUAUUCUCCAACAAGUAAACUCUUGUUACUAAUGCUGCCUCUCAGUAUUCUCAGUAUUCUCUUUCCAUUUCCCUUUCUCUUCUCUAAAAUCCCAAUUUCUAACUUUUCCACCACUUCCUUUCCUUUACAUCUCUUAGCCUUUCUUGAUCCCUUCCUCCACCUCUACUUUCUGAAGUACACAUGACUGGGUGGCCCAUUACUAUUAUUAUUAUUAUUAUUGUGCUUUUACUUUUUGGUUUGGUUAUGAUUAAUGACAAAUUUCUAAAUUUACAUUUUUAUAGGGUAUUGUAAAUAAAAAAUGUAUACUUGUG
Molecule: messenger RNA, 3574 nt
Organism: Sceloporus undulatus (fence lizard)
Lineage: Eukaryota; Metazoa; Chordata; Lepidosauria; Squamata; Phrynosomatidae
Gene: PATL1
Product: PAT1 homolog 1, processing body mRNA decay factor
Exons: 19
Coding region: 113-2413 (766 amino acids)
Biological process (GO): P-body assembly; deadenylation-dependent decapping of nuclear-transcribed mRNA
Cellular component (GO): P-body
Molecular function (GO): RNA binding
Source: RefSeq, a predicted model, not a curated record